Molecule: messenger RNA, 1382 nt
Organism: Oryza sativa Japonica Group (Japanese rice)
Lineage: Eukaryota; Viridiplantae; Streptophyta; Magnoliopsida; Poales; Poaceae
Product: peroxidase 5
Biological process (GO): hydrogen peroxide catabolic process; response to oxidative stress
Cellular component (GO): plant-type cell wall; plasmodesma
Molecular function (GO): heme binding; peroxidase activity
Source: RefSeq, a predicted model, not a curated record
AAAGAAAAAAGGUGUCUACGUCGACGGCAGCUUACUUUGAGAGCCUUGGUAGGAUGAGCUCCGCGGCCAUGAAGCUCGCCGUGGUGGCCGCGCUCAUCUCGGCCGCCGCCGUGGGCGCCCGCGCCUGCCUCGACGUCGGCUUCUACGACACGACGUGCCCGACGGCGGAGACGCUCAUACAGCAGGUCGUCGCCGCCGCCUUCCGCAACGACUCCGGCGUCGCGCCGGCCAUGAUCCGCAUGCAUUUCCACGACUGCUUCGUCAGGGGCUGCGACGGCUCGGUGCUGAUCGACACCGUGCCGGGGUCGACGACGAGGGCGGAGAAGGACGCCGCGCCAAACAACCCGAGCCUCCGGUUCUUCGACGUGAUCGACCGCGCCAAGUCGGCCGUCGAGGCGGCGUGCCCGGGCGUCGUCUCCUGCGCCGACGUCGUCGCCUUCAUGGCGCGGGACGGCGUCGUGCUGUCCGGCGGCCUCGGCUACCAGGUGCCCGCGGGGCGGCGCGACGGCCGGACCUCCCUCGAGGACGACGCGCUCAACUUCCUGCCGCCGCCAACGUCCACCGCCGCCGACCUCGUCGCCAACUUCACCGCCAAGAACCUCACCGCCGAGGACAUGGUCGUCCUCUCCGGCGCCCACACCAUCGGCGUCUCCCACUGCGACUCCUUCACCAAUCGCAUCUACAACUUCCCCAACACAACCGAUGGAAUUGAUCCGUCGUUGAGCAAGGCGUACGCGUUCUUGCUGAAGGGCAUCUGUCCGCCGAACAGCAACCAGACGUUCCCGACGACGACCACCUUCAUGGACAUCCUGACGCCGACCAAGUUCGACAACAGGUACUACGUCGGGCUGACAAACAACCUCGGCCUCUUCCAGUCGGACGCGGCGCUGCUGACGGACGCCGCGCUCAAGGCCACGGUGAACUCCUUCGUGCGCAGCGAGGCGACGUUCCGGCUCAAGUUCGCCAGGGCCAUGAUCAAGAUGGGGCAGAUCGGCGUGCUGUCCGGGACGCAGGGCGAGAUCAGGCUCAACUGCAGGGUCGUCAACCCUGUCAAUGUCACUGCUACUGCAGCUGAUGAUCACCACCUUACUUCCUCUUCCUCCUCUUCUUCAGAUGAAGUGGCUGCAAGCUAAUUAAUUAACUGAUUACCACUGCUUGUUAGUAGGUGUGCAUGCACAGACAGUGAUUGAGAUGUGUGUGAAGUUCAGUGUGAUGAGAUGAUUAGAUGCUUCAAUUGUUUGUUGCAGUUACAGUGAUUGAGAGACAUCAGAUCUUGUUUACCUGAUGUAGGUGUUGGUGGUUGAUACUGUCACCAUCUUGUGCUUGUCAGUCUGAAAAAUAAAUUGUUGCAUCCAGCAUGCACUGGUGUCAGAUGUUGUUCU